Molecule: messenger RNA, 2463 nt
Organism: Homarus americanus (American lobster)
Lineage: Eukaryota; Metazoa; Arthropoda; Malacostraca; Decapoda; Nephropidae
Gene: Gas41
Product: YEATS domain-containing protein 4-like
Exons: 6
Coding region: 72-962 (296 amino acids)
Biological process (GO): regulation of DNA-templated transcription
Source: RefSeq, a predicted model, not a curated record
UUUACUGUGUGUUAGUAAGUAAAGCUGCAGUUUAUUACUCACCACCAGAGCUUGUGACUCCUCAACCAGAAAUGAUAUCUACCAAUGUAAAGACAUACAUAAUGGCCCAGGCACAGAUACAACAACAUCAGCAACAACAACAGCAACAACAACAACAACAACAACAGCAGCAGCAGCAGCAGCAGCAGCAGCAGCAGCAGCAACAGCAACAACAACAACAACAGCAACAACAACAACAGCAACAGCAACAAAAAGUGAACCCACCUGCUGACUUUGGGCCAGACAGUGGGGGAAGAAUAAAGGGUUUAACAAUUGUGAAGCCUCUGGUGUACGGGAAUGUGGCAAGAUACUUUGGUAAGAAGAGGGAGGAAGACGGACACACUCAUGAAUGGACAGUGUAUGUUAAACCAUAUAACAAUGAGGACAUGUCUACAUAUGUUAAGAAGAUCCACUUCAAGUUACAUGAGAGUUAUGCUAACCAGAAUCGAGUACUAACAAAGCCACCCUAUGAAGUAACUGAAACAGGUUGGGGAGAAUUUGAAAUUGUAAUCAAGAUAUUUUUCCAUGACCCCAAUGAAAGGCCGGUCACCAUCUAUCACAUCCUGAAAUUGUUUCAGUCGCCACCUGGAACCACUCCAGCUGCAGUGCCAAAUGACUUCAAAAAGCCUCUAGUGUCUGAGUUCUAUGAAGAGCUUAUAUUCCAAGAUCCUUCAGCUAUGAUGAGGCAGUUGCUCACCAAUACAAGACAACUCACUCUGGGGGAAUAUAAACAUGACACGGACUUUGAAGAAAAGAAAGAAAAGACUCUGAAGAAUUUGUUAAUUGCCAAGGAAAAGAUAGCUAAUGAAAUAUUGGACCUUCGAGAGAAGAUAAAACUUGCCAAGGACACCAUAACUAAGUUUAAAGAUGAGAUUAACAAGUCCCAAGCAGAUGUACCUGUAGAUGUUUCAGGAUUAUCAUAGAAUUACUAACGUUGUGUGCAGUGGUACAUGCCAUGGUAAUAUUGCAUCUGUCAUGCACAUUCUCAGCCUAGAAGUACCUUUGAAUAACCAAUUUCAUUUAUUAAAACCUGUAACCAACAAAAAAGUUAAAAACCUCAUGUCUAAAGACAGCAUAAGUAGUGCAUCAAAGUACUGUACCUUUACAAUUUCAGUGGAACAAUUCAAUAAUUGGGAAGUUGUGACAGUCUUUUGGGUGACUUAUGAUCACUGCCAAGGAAUGUGUGAAGUACCUAAACCUUUUCAUAAGAUACCAGUAGUAAGUAAAUAAAUCGACAUACCUUGUCUGUCAAGAAAUAAUAAUUUGUAGAUCUGUGAUCCACAUUUUCCAUCAUGAUUAAUUUGUGAAUGCUCUGCACAUGCUGUGGAUAUUUAAGGCCUUCAGAAACGUAAUUUUGUGUCAGGAAAACAUUCGUCUCCCGCCCACAGUUUAGUAACACUCAACUCAAGUCACUAAUCAAGACCACUCAUGGUUCAGUUCACUCACCGGUUCAGUUCACUCACCAUGGAAAUUGCAUAGCUAUGAGACAAGAGUGAGGCAAGAGAUGAUUACAGUGAUAUGAGUUAAGAUACUGUACAGUCAUGAACUAUAGGAAAUUCCCCCAAAUUUAAGCAGUCUUUUUUGUACUCACUCUUUUAGGCACGACUCUGAUUUACAAACUCACCCAUGAAAGGGUUAAGGAUGUCAAAGUAGUUUAAUGUUGAGAUUGGUUUGUAAUUAGAUAUUUGCAAGGAAUAGUUUACCUAAGGAGAUGAUGAAAAAUAUGAAUGAGAAUAGUGAAAACUAUUUAUAUUACAUAGCUACUGUAUAUAUUUACCAAGUAAUUUAGGUUUUAUCAUACAUUUAAUGAUAUUUUAAGCAAUUGAUAUGAAUAUUAUUUACAGUUUACAGAAAAGGUAAAGCAUGCCCUUACAAUUCGCGGCCUUUGAUUGUUCGCGGAUGACACCCUGGAUGUAUCCAAGGAUGUCUGCAGGUAGUUUUCAAGUUGGCAACAUUUUCACGGCUGGGACAGGGAGCCUGCGAGUUUUUUACGUUCCGUAAGGUGUCUCUCUUGUCCCAGGUGGCUAGGCCAUGUGCGUUCACUCUGCCUCGUGACAGUCCGGGUUAAAUACUUGUCCUUUGCACGUGUGCUACUCUGUUCUCUUAACAUCAGUGCUCCUUGUGCUUGUAACGACUCCUAAACGCCCUCUAUCACCUUCAUCCUGCUUUGGGAAGGUCCCCAAACAAGUGAAAAGAGAAAAGGUCGUGUAUUUCUCCCAUACGUACGCCUGGCAACGGGAGCGGGUAAGGGGAGUGAGUGACUGCCAGUUAGCUCGUCAUUUGCAGUUGUAACUAUCCUCACUCCCUGCCAUAUUUCACUGUUUACUGAUAGACUAGUGCUUAAUAGUGAUUAAUCUUGGCAUUGUAGCUAGGUUAGCUCAUCAUUGUAACCACCAGGCUACUGAGCCAAGCUGUGAGGUGUUA